Dufourea novaeangliae is the source of this 972-nucleotide messenger RNA. Its product is annotated as hemicentin-2-like. The coding region runs from base 109 to 972 and encodes 287 amino acids. The record is from RefSeq and is a predicted model, not a curated record. Lineage: Eukaryota; Metazoa; Arthropoda; Insecta; Hymenoptera; Halictidae. The transcript has 6 exons. Gene Ontology annotation, cellular component: neuron projection membrane. Gene Ontology annotation, biological process: synapse organization.
ACGCUACUGGAACUAUCGAUAAAUCUUGAAGAUUUGCCGAAAUUUCAUACAGCCGGAACAGCGGGAAAGGUGUAAAGAUGAAAGCGUCUUUAUUGUAAAGAAAAAAAUAUGUCACCGUUCCACGGUAUGGCUGUUAUAUUGCUCGGAAUUGGAUACCUGUUACGCGUCGAACCGGCCUUCGAUCAUCGGAACUCAGCGGCGAAACGAUUCGACGAUGAGAUCGAGAGAGCGGAACAGCAACGCAUGCAUCGAGGAACGAAGAGAACUUAUUUUUACAAAGAUUCACCGGAAAAAGUGACCGUCGUUGUGGGACAAACUGUCGUGCUGUCGUGUCGAGUCAAGAAUUUGGGGAACAGAACCGUGUCUUGGAUUCGAAAAAGGGACUUGCACAUCUUAACGUACAUGUCCGUGACUUAUACAAGCGACGCAAGAUUUACGAUAGUUGGCAAUCCGAAGAACGAUGACUGGAAUCUGCGAAUAGAUUACGUACAACCACGGGACGCUGGUAUUUACGAGUGUCAAGUUAAUACGGAGCCCAAGAUAUGCAGGGCGGUUGCAUUGAAAGUUUUGGACGUACAGGCAAAGAUUUCGGGUCCCGAGGAAGUGUACGUGAAGAAGGGCAGCACGAUCAGUUUAACUUGCACCGUGGACGCACAAGAGAUUCCUCCGAGCAACGUGACAUGGUAUCAUGCCGGUGCGCCUAUCGAUUUCGACGGUCCAAGGGGUGGAGUUUCUUUGGAAACGGAAAAACGUAAAAACGGCACCAGCAGCAAGCUACUAAUAACGCGCGCUUUGAUCAACGACAGCGGCAAUUACACGUGCGUCUCGGGCAAGGUUGCUCCGGCUAGUGUGACUAUUCACGUGUUGAACGGCGAACAUCCUGCGGCGAUGCAGCACGGCGGCACCAGUAACGCGAACAGAAGAGCAAUUUUCUUCAGUCUGCUCCUGUUGGUGGAUACGAUAUUGCGGUGA